This is a messenger RNA of Hydractinia symbiolongicarpus, 1404 nucleotides long. RefSeq lists its product as uncharacterized. Gene Ontology annotation, biological process: potassium ion transmembrane transport; stabilization of membrane potential. The transcript has a single exon. The record is from RefSeq and is a predicted model, not a curated record. Gene Ontology annotation, molecular function: potassium ion leak channel activity. Lineage: Eukaryota; Metazoa; Cnidaria; Hydrozoa; Anthoathecata; Hydractiniidae. The coding region runs from base 96 to 1148 and encodes 350 amino acids. Gene Ontology annotation, cellular component: membrane.
AAGUUUCAACUUUUAUAGGAUACGGAGACGUCGCCCCUAAGACAACAGGAGGCCGAAUAUUUUUCAUCGCUUUCACUGUUAUUGCCAUUCCCGCGAUGAUGACUCUACUGGCACGUUGUGGUGACAUCAUGACGUCAUUUAAUCGUUCCUUUUUUAAACUUAUUCGAAAAUGUAGUAGCAGACAAAACCAAUGUAUAUCAGAUAGUAUGCUAUCUACAGUGACAAUUGUGUUCAUUUUUAUUGGUUAUUUGCACAUUGGAGUAUUCACCUCACUCAUACCAAUUUUAGAUUGGACAUACAUUGACAGUUUAUACUUUUGGUUCGUAACAUUUACGACAGUCGGUUUCGGUGAUAUGAGUUAUCCGAUAAACAAUUCGCAAUAUCUCGUUAUGAUUUAUCGAAUGUUUGGGCUAGCGUUACUAGCUGGUCUCAUUGAUUCAGCUAUUUUAUGGGCCAACAACAGACGGAAAGACCUAGAACACAUUAAAACAAAGGAGAUAAUAUUGCGAAUACAGAGCUCAGAGGCAAUGGCGAAACUUAAAGAGUUAAAAUCAAAAGGACAAGAAACGAUUAGAAGUCGAAGAUUCCGCUCGAAAAGUGACGCGUGCGCACAUGAUGAAGCAUUGAAACAAGUAGCGAAGAAUGAAGAAAGAAAAAGUGAACCCAUGGAAAUUCGCGAACUAGCUUUUGAUAAAGAGGAACUCACCAUAUGCUGUUGUAUAAAGAGACAAACGCAUGCGCAAAGAGAACUUGAUAUGCAUACCGUGGACUAUAUCAAAACACGGCCAGUUCUGGAAACUUUUGUUCCAAAAUUCACUUCGAGUCCAAAACACAGGCGGCCAGCCAUACCCGAAGUUUUCGUAUCGAAUGCGGAAAUGAAAUCCGAACCACAAUCCGUUGCUGAAGGCAACUGCAACUUAUUCGACGACACAUGCUCUGUAACAAGUGACUUGUCCACAAAUGACGUUCGUGAUCUUGUUGUAAGAAAUCAUAAUGGGAGCUCGGUCUAUUUAGAAGUUUUAAAAGGCGCCGAAGUAAUAAAAACUCCGCCAUCAGAGUUGUUGGAAGAGGACGUAUUAUCAAACCAUUUUGUAGACACUACUGUUGUGGAACCAGAUAAUACGUUAAGGCCCGAUUCACAUACCUAAAUAACGCUUGAAAUAUUUUUGUACUAAAAGUUCUUAAUGUUGAUUUCCAUUACAGUAAAAGAUGGUAGCGUCUUCUGAGCUGCCAUUGGUUGUUAAAAAUGAUUGUUCCACUGUAAACACUUGAAAGUUGACUCGUCUUAACCUCCAAAAAUACUGGCGUUGCGACCAGAAAAAAAGUUCUAAUGCGCAUGCUCAGAUACUACACGCUAGAAACUGUGCUCAAAAACACUAGUGAAAAGAGGCCUUCAAGUAAAUA